UCGCAGCGAUGUUUUUGGUCAACUCGUUCCUGAAGGGAGGCGGCGGUGGUGGCGGCGGUGGGGGCCUGGGUGGGGGCCUGGGGAAUGUACUCGGAGGCCUGAUCAGCGGGGCCGGUGGCGGUGGCGGCGGCGGUGGCGGUGGCGGCGGAGGAGGCAGUGGUGGUGGCGGUGGAACGGCCAUGCGUAUCCUGGGCGGGGUCAUUAGCGCCAUCAGUGAGGCGGCUGCGCAGUACAACCCGGAACCUCCCCCCCCACGCACCCAUUACUCCAAUAUUGAGGCCAAUGAGAGCGAGGAGGUUCGGCAGUUCCGAAGACUGUUUGCCCAGUUGGCUGGAGAUGACAUGGAGGUCAGCGCCACAGAACUCAUGAACAUUCUCAACAAAAUCGUGACCCGACAUCCCGAUCUGAAGACGGAUGGUUUUGGUAUUGACACGUGUCGGAGCAUGGUGGCUGUAAUGGAUAGUGACACCACAGGCAAGUUGGGCUUUGAGGAAUUCAAGUACCUGUGGAACAACAUCAAAAAGUGGCAGGCCAUAUACAAACAGUUUGAUGUUGACCGCUCAGGAACCAUCUGCAGUUCUGAACUCCCAGGAGCUUUUGAGGCAGCAGGCUUCCAUCUGAAUGAGCAUCUCUACAACAUGAUCAUUCGACGCUACUCGGAUGAGGGAGGGAACAUGGAUUUUGACAAUUUCAUCAGCUGCCUGGUCCGGCUGGACGCCAUGUUCCGUGCCUUCAAAUCACUUGACAAAGAUGGCACUGGUCAAAUCCAGGUGAACAUCCAGGAGUGGCUACAGCUGACGAUGUAUUCCUGA
Molecule: messenger RNA, 812 nt
Organism: Chrysochloris asiatica (Cape golden mole)
Lineage: Eukaryota; Metazoa; Chordata; Mammalia; Afrosoricida; Chrysochloridae
Gene: CAPNS1
Product: calpain, small subunit 1
Exons: 10
Coding region: 9-812 (267 amino acids)
Molecular function (GO): calcium ion binding
Source: RefSeq, a predicted model, not a curated record